Molecule: messenger RNA, 1503 nt
Organism: Ogataea parapolymorpha DL-1
Lineage: Eukaryota; Fungi; Ascomycota; Pichiomycetes; Pichiales; Pichiaceae
Product: Protein FYV10
Exons: 1
Coding region: 1-1503 (500 amino acids)
Biological process (GO): proteasome-mediated ubiquitin-dependent protein catabolic process
Cellular component (GO): cytoplasm; nucleus; GID complex
Molecular function (GO): ubiquitin protein ligase activity
Source: RefSeq, a predicted model, not a curated record
AUGAUUCAUUCAGUUGAUUUUCAUUUGCAGUUGAAGCAAUCUCAAUUUCGAACGCCAAUUGAAGUGCUGAGGAAGAACUUCAAAAGCAUACAAAAACUUGUGGAGACACAUAAAAGCUAUUGUAUAUCCCAGAUAAAGCUAAUUGAGAACACCCGCAAUAAGCAGGAGAAAUUGGAUCUUAUUGACGCCGCUAUUCAACAACAGGAGAUGUUCAGCAAUGAUAUUAAGAGAAGGGUCGAAGAGCACAACAAGUUUAUUUCAAGGCUGAAAAUGAGACUACGCAAGCUUAAACAGUUUCAAACAUUAUAUGAUAGCCACAAAAAAGACCUCUCCAGCGAAGAAGCACUUACCAAAUAUGCUUCGCUCUACAGAGAAGAGAUCAACCUUUUGUUGAUUGAUUUUCUUCUCAAAAGCUCUUAUAUGGACCAAGCUCAUUCGGAUAAGCACAACUCGGGUGUUAUUUUGGCUAAGAAAUUGGGACUUGAUGACCUUAUUGACUAUGAUGUGAUAUUACAAGGUCUAGAAAUAUAUAAUGAAAUCAAGUUCCACAAAAAUUUGAAAAUAUUGAUCAAAUGGUGCACCGAAAACAAAAAGAGUCUCAAGUCAAUUCAGGACGAAAACGAUCCAAACUCUUCUCUGAAAUUUGAAACUUAUUUUCAAAGUUUCAUUGAAAACGUUAAGCUAGGGGAGCUUUCCAAGGCUCUAGAGAUUGCUAGUGAAUACUUGGUGAAUUUCUUGGACACGAAUGUGGACGACAACUUAUACAAAAUUGCUUCAGGUGCGGCAUUGCUUUGCUGGAACCGAACUUACUUGAAUGACACUACUCAGCUACCCCACAAACGCGAACAUGAAAAAACUUCCUCAUUUUAUGACCAGAGUAUGAACAUGGUGAGCCAAAUUGAAGGGAAUGUAUCACCGUUAAAGGAGCUUUUGGAGGAAAGUAAAUGGUCCAAGCUAGCUGAUUUUUUCCUGUUCAACUACAAUUCUAUAUAUGGAAUAAGCCAGAAACCAGACCUGCUAUUGCUUUUGAGUGUGGGAUCCACUGCCCUUAAGACAAGAUCUUGUGUACGCUCCUCGACCCUUAGUCAAGUCAGUACGAGUGACAUCAAUUUCGACGAUUACUUGAUCGACACCAGGAACAAGGAUGGUAGACUUGCGAUACAUAAUGAAUGUCCAAUAUGUUCACCCGAUCUUUAUGAACUCACUCAUGAUAUCCCCUUUUCUCAUCAGGUGAAGUCGAAUAUCUACGACUAUCCAGUGAUGCUUCCCAAUGGUAAUAUAUACCAAUAUGAGAAACUGAUUUCGAAAUCUUUCAAGAUUAGUGGGGAUAAAUUCGAGCAAUCGAAGCUCAUACCAGCUCAGCUUUCCAAAGAAUUAAAGGACUCGUUUGGAAUUCUUAGUAAGAACGAGUUUAGUGGUCUGUUGGACAACUAUGAACUUCUUGACCCUUUGACAGGAGAGGUUUUCAAAAGGGAACAGAUUACGAAAGUAUUUCCUACGUAA